Molecule: messenger RNA, 1552 nt
Organism: Trichoderma reesei QM6a
Lineage: Eukaryota; Fungi; Ascomycota; Sordariomycetes; Hypocreales; Hypocreaceae
Exons: 2
Coding region: 1-1404 (467 amino acids)
Biological process (GO): spliceosomal complex disassembly
Cellular component (GO): U2-type post-mRNA release spliceosomal complex
Source: RefSeq, a predicted model, not a curated record
AUGAGCUCGUUUGGUGCGAGACGAAAGGCAAAGGUCAUCAGAGUCGACUACGAUGACGACGAGAGCAGCGGAGACGCGCCGCCUGCGACAGAAGGCGGAAGCCUCAAAGAUGACGGCGCGAAGCCCGUGUUUUCAUCGAAAGUAAAUCGGAAGCCGUUGCGACAAUCUGGGCUGCGCAAUGCCUUGAAUGCACGAGACGAGGAGACGUCGGGCGACAGAGACGAGGCCUCGCAGGCCAACGACGAGGACGACGACGGUCCGGUGGUUGUCCGACCGAGUAACAAUCGGGCGGGCGCAUCAAAGCAGAAGAAGAAGAUUGCAAGAUCAAAAGUGUCGUUUGGCGACGACGCGGGCCAAGAUGACGAGGAGCUGAGCAGCGAUCUUACCACGCCAAAGAAGCCGGCAAUGGGACAGAAAGUGCUCGAAACCAACAGUGUCAAGCGAGGCAUGGCCGCUAGAAAACUGCCGCUGCCGGUUCGAUCAUACCAGGACGAUGACGACAGACCACGGUACAGCAAAGAGUAUCUCGACGAGCUGAAAUCAUCAACGCCGAAUACCCCGAGCGACCUUUCCUCUCUCAAGGCGAAUCUCGAUGACGAAAUGGAGCUCGAUCCCUCAGAACUAGAAGGCGCCUUGAUAGUAGAAUCCCCGAUACCAACCUCCAUCAACCAGCCGCAGACCACUCAGAUCCUUACCGAAGCCGAGAUUCGCGAGAGAAAAGAGCGGAGAGCUCGGUUAGCAAAGGAAAAGGACUUUCUCUCCAUGGAGGAUGAGGACGAUGGCUUAUCGAUUCGGAAGAAGAAAGAUGAGACCCGACUGGUUGCGGAAGACGAGGAUUUGGGAGAGGGCUUUGAUGAGUACGUCGAGGAUGGAGGGCUGUCACUCGGCAAACGCGCGGAAAAGGAGCGGCGAAAGCAGGAUCGUCAGAAGAUGGCCGAGCUCAUCAACGCAGCCGAAGGCCAUACCUCGGACUCUUCGUCAGAUAGCGAUGCCGAGCGACGAAUCGCGUACGAAACGGCGCAGACGCGCGCGGGACUGGACGGGCUUAAGAAGCCGAAAAAGGACCCCAACGAGCUGCUGCUACAAGUGCCUCCAAAGAUUACGCCAUUACCGAGUCUCGCGGAAUGCUUGGUGCAGCUGCAGGCGACGCUGAAGACGAUGGAGAUGAACAUUACUACCAAGGCGGCGACGGUGGCGCAGCUCACGCGCGAGAGAGACGACAUUAUCCAGAGGGAAGCCGAAGUGCAGGCGUUUUUGAACGAGACAGGCAAAAAGUACGAGGAGGCCCUGGGGCGGAAGCCCGGUUCUACUGAUGGAGUUGCUGGUGCGUUGGCUGGCGAAAGGGGGCUGGAGAGCUUGGGUGCGACGCCAGUGAAUGAAGUCCAGAUGGAGGACCUGGCGUGAUAACGACGGUUGAUGAUUUAACCUAUUUCUUUUUCACAUGUACAAGUAUAUAGCGGGUUAUUUGGGAAGCUGUCGUUACGCAGCGACUGCACAAUAGAUCAAUUGGGCAAACUAAUGGCGAUUGUCACAAAUAUACAUUUUAAUUCUG